This is a messenger RNA of Fonsecaea nubica, 744 nucleotides long. RefSeq lists its product as hypothetical. Gene Ontology annotation, molecular function: acyltransferase activity, transferring groups other than amino-acyl groups. The transcript has a single exon. The record is from RefSeq and is a predicted model, not a curated record. The coding region runs from base 1 to 744 and encodes 247 amino acids. NCBI's taxonomy places the organism in Eukaryota, Fungi, Ascomycota, Eurotiomycetes, Chaetothyriales, Herpotrichiellaceae.
AUGGCCAGCACAAGCGAGCAGAUGGAAGCAUCGGCAGCCACGGUGGACAAUACCUCGGUUACGUCGCUCAUAGACGUCAAUGGCAGGUCUUCGGCGCCGACGCAAUCGCUUCCUCAAACCACCACGUCGCAGUCGGCCGAGUACCGCCAUCGUCUUGCCGAGAUCGUAUCGCGGGCCAAUCUCGAGGAUCCGCUCAAUAUUGUCUUCCAACAGGAAAAGACUGGCCGGGCCACGGUCGUGACGCCAGACCUUCUUUACACUGGCGCAGCAAGGCGGAUCGAAACCAAAUUGGCCGCCGGCGCGUCAGUUGUCGAAGCAGCCAACUUUGCGGCAGUGGCAUGCUGGGAGCCGCCAUCGUCCAACCCGCCACCCUUUACGGAAGCACAGUUUGAGGAGAUGGCCCGAGAGAGGCCCGUUUUUGCACAGUUUGUCCGAGACAUUCAAGACACGAGGCUGGCUUGUCUAGGGCCUGGCCAGCCAUAUUGGACGCUUUCGCUGAUGGCACGGGAUCCCAACCGCAAGGACAAGGGCGCCGUCAGAGCUGUCAUUGAACCAUACAUCAAUCGAGCCAAGGAGGACAAGGUGCCGCUCUGGCUUGUGGCGGGCAACCCGAGGGCAAGGGAUGUCUAUGGAUACUUUGGCUUCAGGGUUGUAAAGGUUAUCUGGUCGUAUCCCAGGGACAGGAAGGAGGGCGACGAAGGCGUCCCGACUUGGUGCAUGGUCUGCAACUGGCCGGUAGAGUAG